Messenger RNA from Neurospora tetraspora, 1555 nucleotides. RefSeq lists its product as uncharacterized. The coding region runs from base 208 to 1281 and encodes 357 amino acids. The transcript has 3 exons. NCBI's taxonomy places the organism in Eukaryota, Fungi, Ascomycota, Sordariomycetes, Sordariales, Sordariaceae. Gene Ontology annotation, cellular component: Golgi apparatus; perinuclear region of cytoplasm; endoplasmic reticulum. The record is from RefSeq and is a predicted model, not a curated record. Gene Ontology annotation, biological process: vacuolar transport; metal ion transport; positive regulation of protein ubiquitination.
UCACUGUGAACAUUUCUCCAUCUCCAUCCUGAUUGAUCAUCAUCCAUCAACAACAAAGACGCAUUUCUUAUCUUCGCGCAUUAUCCACGAGAGGGGUUCCCGAAUCCUGAAACACCGCAUCCGACAUCAAUAGUCGUCAACAUCAACACACAGCGUGCGCGCGACACAGACAGACACCAGUCGAUUCAUCCGCAGACAUCCGUCACGAUGUCGGCCCGUUACGAAAGGGUCAACGCCCACGCCGACAACGAUGACGACCACCACGACGACACGCCAACACCCACCAACCCUACGUCGAGACCACCGAUCCCCAACUCGCCACCACCAUCCUUCCACUCCCGCGCAUCCUCCAUCCACAACAGUCAACGCCCCGUGAAUCCCGACCUCGCCGAUGCCUUUGGUGCCGACGAAGAUGACGACGACAGCGACGAUGAUGCCGACGACAGACAGCGCUUAAUGCGACGGGACUCUUCGCCGACGGAGGCCUCCGGGGCAGCGGGAUCGACUGAAACGACAUCAGGAGGAAGUUCAAGGCCCGGGCCUGAAAGGCAGACGACACAGUUACCGACUCCAUCAUACACGACGACAGGGGGAGGAUCAACGACGCGAACGUCAGGAAGGGUUUAUGGUGGUGGUAUCCAGAAUGAGGGUGUCUUUUCGAAUCUGACAGCCAAACCGGAACGAAAUAAUGGCCCUGAGAAGGAGGAGUUGCCUCCUUCCUACGAACAAGCAGCCGCAGACGCCGCCCCUCCAUACUGGGAAACCACCAUCCUCGCCCCCGGCCUCGGCGGUCCCGACGACGUUUACAUCGAAGGCAUGCCCGUCGGCUCCAUCGUCUCCUUCAUCUGGAACGGCAUGAUCUCCAUGUCCUUCCAGCUCGUCGGCUUCCUGCUCACCUACCUGCUCCACUCCACUCACGCCGCCAAAAACGGUUCCCGCGCCGGCUUGGGAAUCACGUUGAUCCAAUUCGGCUUCAUGAUGAAGGGCACGCAAGAUUCUGGCGCCGAAGGGGAUGGGUACACGGCUCCACCAGAUCCGAACUCGCACGACUUUGACCCGGGUGCGGUGGACGACAACAGAGGAGGCGACAAUUGGGGAUCGGUGGAUUCGAGCGAUUGGGUGGCGUAUAUCCUCAUGUUGGUCGGGUGGUUUAUCCUCAUCAAGAGCGUUAGUGAUUACUUGAAGGUGCGGAGGCAUGAGAUGUUGGUGCUGCAGAGCCCGGAUAGAGGGCUGGGAAUUCCGAUUAUUGCUACGGGGGAGGUGCCGGAGCGGGUGGUAUAGCCGUCCGCCGUUAGGGAGGUGUUGGCAUGGAUGGACCGUGAUGGGAUUGGGUGGAUGUUACUACAGACGGAGCGAAGGGGUUUGUUAUUACAGGAACGAACGCGACAUGCGUACAUACGAAAACGGUUAUCCUACUCUUCCCUAUGUCGUUCUCUCAUGUCAAGCAUUUUAAUGGUGUGGAUCAUGUUUUUUUUCUUUGUUUCUAUUAUUGCAUUGACCCUGUUCCUAGGUAACCGUUUCUCAAGCUAGAUGAUGGUCUGUUUGUUGAAAUCCU